Chenopodium quinoa (quinoa) is the source of this 847-nucleotide messenger RNA. Its product is annotated as V-type proton ATPase subunit F. Gene Ontology annotation, molecular function: proton-transporting ATPase activity, rotational mechanism. Bases 251 to 640 code for a protein of 129 amino acids. The transcript is spliced from 5 exons. Gene Ontology annotation, cellular component: proton-transporting V-type ATPase, V1 domain; membrane. Lineage: Eukaryota; Viridiplantae; Streptophyta; Magnoliopsida; Caryophyllales; Amaranthaceae. Gene Ontology annotation, biological process: proton transmembrane transport. The record is from RefSeq and is a predicted model, not a curated record.
CUUAAGAAAAUAAAUAUUAUAAAAAUAAAAAAUAAAAAAUAAAAAAAAAAUCAAGAAGAGACAAGUAGUCCGUAGUAGUAAUCUGUUUAUAUGCCCCAGAUCUAUCUAUCUCUGUUGCUCUGUCUAAAUUUCGUUCGAAAGAGAAUCAGUGUUCAUCAUUCAAGGUCAAUUUUACUCCCGAAUUCCAACAAAAUUCCACUCUAAUCUGAGCAAUUAUCCCAGAAAUUUUGAUUGUUGACCUUGUUUGACCAUGUCGAACAAACCUCAAAUCCCUAAUAAGAAUUCUGCACUCAUUGCUGUUAUUGCUGAUGAGGACACCAUUACUGGCUUUUUGCUUGCUGGAGUUGGUAACGUUGAUAUCAGGAGGAAGACAAAUUACCUGAUUGUGGACAAUAAAACAACGGUAAAACAAAUUGAAGAAGCAUUUAAGGAGUUCACAGCAAGGGAGGACAUAGCAAUCGUAUUGAUCAGCCAAUAUAUUGCAAAUAUGAUUAGAUUCCUUGUUGAUAGCUACAACAAACCAAUUCCAGCAAUUUUGGAGAUCCCAUCUAAGGACCAUCCCUACGAUGCUGCUCAUGACUCAGUUCUUUCACGGGUGAAGUACCUCUUCUCCGCUGAAUCAGCAUCCAGCAGAUUUUAGACAGAUGUUUGUCUAAAUAUUGAAUGCUUUGAGUUUGUAGAACUGUUCACAUUUUGAGUUGAUAUUCCAUUCUUAUGUUCUCAGAAUAAAGAGUGUAAUUAAGUUAUUACAUUUGUAUGUUAACCUUAAACGAGUUUGUUUCUGAACCAAACAUGAAUUCAGCAAUUCCAUAUUUUAUGCUCCAUUCAGUAUUGGUAACCAUGUUUU